This is a messenger RNA of Saccostrea cuccullata (small rock oyster), 1750 nucleotides long. RefSeq names its product tripartite motif-containing protein 3-like. Gene Ontology annotation, cellular component: extracellular region. NCBI's taxonomy places the organism in Eukaryota, Metazoa, Mollusca, Bivalvia, Ostreida, Ostreidae. The record is from RefSeq and is a predicted model, not a curated record. The transcript is spliced from 4 exons. Bases 890 to 1750 code for a protein of 286 amino acids.
GAAGUAUAAAUAUCAAACCGAAAGUACUUCCCAGUCAGUUCCAACCCUUAGCAGGACAAUGGCCACUCCUACUUCCUGGGCUCAGGAGGUCAUAACAUGUGAUCUUUGUCCUAAGCCUACUCAGCAGUUCUGUAACAACUGUCAAGUCAGUUUAUGUGUGGACUGUGUCAGUAAACAUGUGGACGGAUUCAGGUCUCAAACACACAACAUUGUUCAUUUCACCAACAGAAAGGUACAGCCAGUGUUUCCUGAGUGUGAGGUUCACCCAAACCAGAGAUGUGAGGCCCACUGCAAACAGUGUCAUGUCCAUGUCUGUCUGAAAUGCAUUCUAAGUUCCCAUAAAAGUCACAAUAUUGUGGAGAUGCAAGAUAUUUUCAAUGAAAAGAAAAAUUACAUUGAAAAAAAAAAGAAAUUGAAUCCAUCAUUAUUCCCAAGUACAUGAAGAAAAUGGACAAUAUAGCAGGCAAAAUCUCCAUAUCUACAGCAAAGUUUGAUGAAAUGGAAAAAGAAGCAGAAAAACACAGAAAACUGUGGCACCAAGAAGUAGAUAACAUCUUCAACAAAGUUAGCUCCAUGAUCAAGUCCACAAAGGAAAACUUUAUCACUUCUCUAAAAUCUCACAAAUCAAAGUUUAAAAAUCUUAUUCCAGAUAUGAUGCAAACUGUUGAACAAAACAAAGACAUCUUGAAGACUAACAAAGUGUCUGAUGUCAACAACUACAAAUCUAAAUUGACGGAAUACAGACAUACCAGCUGAUAUUGAUGUAAAAAUUCCUUCACUGAAUACAAGUACAGUCCAAGGGAGAGAACUAAACAUAGAAUUAGGAGAAUACAAGGCUACAUUAACACAGACAGCAUUAUCCAGUCUGACAAAAGUCUCCUAUUUGUCUAUGAAGGAGUUAUUAGACAAAGCCAGAGUGAUAGCCACCAUUCCUACUGGAGUUGAUCCUCUAUGUCAAGUGGCCUGUGUAGGAACAGAUGAGGUCUGGGCUAGUGGUAUUGACGAAGUUAUAAAAUGUGUUGACAUACAUGGGUCACUACAGGAAUCUGUUACCACCACAAGUCAAUACAGUCCUGGUGACAUUUCUAUGACCAAACAGGGAGAACUUAUUUACAUUGAUUCUGACAGUAAAACAGUGAACAUUGUUAGAAGAGGAAGGUCAGAGGUACUGAUCACCACACCACAGGGCUGGGCACCAGAAAGACUGUGCUGUACAAGGGCUGGGAACAUACUGGUCAAUGUGUCUAGUGAAUAUCAAAACAAAAUACUGCGUUAUCAGGGGAAAAUACUGAGACAGGAAAGAACUAUAUGCGAGAACAACAAUGGAGACAUCUGUGUCUCUGAAUGUAAUGCUCACGUCGUGAUUGUGAUGGACAAGACAGGAAGAGUUAGAUUCCGAUAUGAUGGUACACCAGCCAGGAGACAGACGCCAUUUGAUCCUAGAGAAAUAGUGACAGACUCCAUGAGUCAGAUCAUUGUGGCAGAUUAUUAUAAUGCCUGUCUACAUAUCCUUGAUCAGGAUGGACAGUUCCUGAGAUGUGUAGAUAAUUGUAGUUUAGAUAAACCUAGUGGAUUGAGUGUGGACAGUGAGGGGAGGCUGUGGUGUUGCCAGUUUAAGACUUAUUAUCCAGAUGUUGCCAGCUUCAGACUUUACCCAAGUACUGACAGCUUUAGACUUAAUCCAAGUAUUGCCAGAACCAAUCCAAGAUAUUCAUACAGGAAUUGGCUGCAGCUUCUACUGUAUCAAUAG